Stylophora pistillata is the source of this 1831-nucleotide messenger RNA. RefSeq names its product tubulinyl-Tyr carboxypeptidase 2. Lineage: Eukaryota; Metazoa; Cnidaria; Anthozoa; Scleractinia; Pocilloporidae. The record is from RefSeq and is a predicted model, not a curated record. Gene Ontology annotation, cellular component: cytoplasm. Gene Ontology annotation, biological process: regulation of angiogenesis.
ACAUGAAGUACCUACCAGGCCAAGUCGCAUGGCAACGUACUGAGCUUGCAUUAUUUCGCUAUUUCCAAAGGUUUCCUCUUUAGUUAUGAAGCUACUAAAGAAGAAGUAGAAAAGGAAAAGCACAUCAGAAUGUAAAAGCACGAGCUUCUAUUGGUGUCAUGGCCAAUAAAUUAAAUCCAUGUCACAGUCAAGGAGACGAGGACUACAAAGAUGUACCGAGUGAAGACGAGAGUGGAAUAUUGUUCUAUGUGAACAAAGAUGGUUUUCCUAUUAAUAAGAAAACUUGGGAAAGAAUGUGGCGUCAUGUGGAGAAAACACAUCCAAAUGGAGCACAAGUUGUGCACAGUGUGCGUAAAAGUGAACACUUAGCAAAGGUGCCAUAUGUAGCUGUACCUGUGUUUACAUCAGUCAUGUCAGUGGAAGAGAAGCUUGGAUUGAUUCAAAACUACCUGCAGCAACUGCAAUAUAAUCAUACAGGGACUCAGUUUUUUGAGAUUAAGAAGUGGAGACCAUUGACAGGGUUGAUGGAUACAGCAAGGGAAAUUAUAAAAGAGUCCUUACCAAUCAAAUGCCUUGAGGCUGUUAUUGUAGGAUUGUACUUUACAUGUGGUAUGACUGAGAUGCAGCGCUUUACUAUUAGUUUUAAAACACAGUUCAAUGGACGCUACUACAGGCAUGUGGUGCUUGGAGUACACAACAAUGGCAAAUUUGGGACAUUGGGAUUAAGCAGAAGAGAUGACCUUAUGUUUAAGCCUUUGAAAUUUAAAAGUCUCUUGGAUUUACUUGAUGACUUCACAAGGUCAUAUAACAAUUAUCUUCAUACUGUAAAGAAAAUAAAACUUAGCCUUCCUGUAGUUCAUGAUAUUCACAGCUGUGAGAGAAUUCAGUGGAAGUACCUGACUUUGAGUCCUCUGAAGGCAAGUCAACCUGAAAUGAAGAGCAUCUUGGAUAGAUUCACCCGUGAGAUCAAAGUAUCGUUUCAUUUCUAUCAGAUCAGUUCUCCAAGGAAGCCUGACGUCUCCAGCUCGCUGACUCAAACAGAGAAAGCAAAAACUUCAGCGCAACUUUCACCGCGGAAGGACAGACACAAGCCAUGCAGUCCUUCGCGAACGUAUCAUGUCAGAGUAUGACGUUAUGUUGAAGUGACAUUUGUCAAUCGUUCCCACUUUAUACUGGCAUACCGCUGGUAACUUAUGACGCAGCGUAGAACAGUCACAUGGCUCAACAGUAAAACCAACUGAAGAAGAUUCCCGUCAGAGAGCUGUUCCCAGAGGACUGGGCACGUUUUAAAGUCGUUCAUACCGUCAUUGAAGUGAAAAGGAUGAGACGCCUGUGUUGUAUUUUGGACAUUUCGUCAGAGAGUGAAGUUCAUCACUCGUUUUCUAAAACAAGCAAACAUCCAUUUUCUAGUCAACUCUUCAUGUCAACUCUUCUAGUCAACUCUUGAGUGCAAAUGACAGUUUUUUAAUAAAUAAACUCUCAAUCUAUUACAAGAAUUGUCUCAAUCAUACGUAGAUACUCUUAUUCCUCUUUUUAGGAGAAAUUCUCUCACGGAAACAAUUAAAAUAUCGAAAACUGCAAGCUUUCCUUCCUAGCCGUAUCUUGGAUCAGUCAUUUUGGUCAUUAACACUCACGCAAAUUAUCUUGACUUUUCCGCUGUCUUCGUCCUUUGUAAAGGUGAAAAUUUUAAAUUUCUGUUAUUAUUUUAAACGUGUCAGGUGUAACGAAUGUAACCUGGGACAGCGUACCAGAUGUAUGUGAAUAUUCAGGGCCUACCUUGACGAACAACUCAGAUUCAGUAGAGCAAGUUUUACGGACUGAAAUGUUUCCG